Pundamilia nyererei is the source of this 1574-nucleotide messenger RNA. RefSeq names its product arrestin 3b, retinal (X-arrestin) (gene arr3b). Bases 87 to 1346 code for a protein of 419 amino acids. Lineage: Eukaryota; Metazoa; Chordata; Actinopteri; Cichliformes; Cichlidae. The transcript is spliced from 16 exons. The record is from RefSeq and is a predicted model, not a curated record. Gene Ontology annotation, biological process: visual perception; signal transduction; G protein-coupled receptor internalization. Gene Ontology annotation, molecular function: G protein-coupled receptor binding.
UCAACAGUGAAGGAUUAGAGAGCACAGCAGAGACGACUCACUGUCAGAACCGAGGGCACGAGUGGACCUAAAAUUUUGCCAUCGACAUGUCCAAAGUAUUUAAGAAGACCAGUGGGAAUGGAACUAUUGCCUUGUACUUGGGGAAAAGGGACUUUGUGGACAAUGUGGAUUCAGUAGAACUAGUUGAAGGGGUAGUUAAAGUGGAUCCUUCUGGUCUUAACAACAGAAAAGUGUAUGUCUAUCUUGCUUGUGCCUUCCGCUAUGGAAGUGAUGACUUGGAUGUCAUCGGACUGACCUUCAGAAGGGACAUCUGGCUACAUUGCGUUCAGGUGUAUCCACCUACGGGUGGCAGCGAAGCUAAAUCCCCAAUGAUGGAAUCCCUCUUGAAAAAAGUUGGAGAGCAGGGGCACGCCUUUUCCUUCCAGAUGCCACCAAAUCUUCCAUGCUCAGUUUCCUUACAGCCUGGGCUAAAUGAUUCCGGCAAGGCUUGCGGUGUGGACUUUGAGAUUAAAGCAUACAUUGCCAACGCACCUGACAAUCCAGAUGAAGUCAUUCAAAAAAAGGAUACUUGUCGUCUGAUGAUUCGUAAAAUACAGUUCGCCCCAGCUGACAACAAGGCCGGAGCCAAGGCUGAUCUAUCCAAGCAGUUUAUGAUGAGUGACAAACCAGUGCACUUGGAGGCUUCCCUUGAAAAAGAGGUUUAUUACCAUGGAGAUCCAAUAACCGUUAAAGUGCAAAUCAACAAUGAAACCAACAAGACUGUGAAGAAAAUCAAAAUCUCAGUUAACCAGCUCACAAGUGUGGUCCUCUACUCAUCUGACACUUACGUCAAGGAAGUCUGUGCUCAAGAGUUUGGAGAGACCGUAAAUGCCAUCUCUACAUUUGAGAAGUCCUUCCAAGUAACCCCCCUGCUUGCCAACAACAAAGAAAAGCGAGGUCUUGCAGUCGAUGGACGUCUAAAAGAUCAGGACACCAACUUAGCAUCCACAACGCUGAGUCAAGGAGAGAAGGAGAUGCAGGGAAUUAUUAUCUCCUACAAAGUCAAGGUCACUCUUACAGUUUCGAGUGGAGGCUUGCUGGGUGGUUUGACAGGACGUGAUGUUGUCGUGGAACUUCCUGUGACACUGAUGUCCCCAAAGCCUGCAGGUCAGAUAUCACAGUUAACACCACGGAUGGUUGAAGCAGCCAGUCAAGGAAAAUCAUCUCUCAUGCACAGAACACAGAACACAAAGGAACUCAUUAUCAGCAAAGAAGAGCACAAAAUGCUCAAAUUUCCCCUGUAUAUAUUCAAUUCUAUUAUAAAUAACUAUGAGAACUCAAUUACUGAGGGUCAGAAGUCUGUGUGAAAUUUCCAUGCGUGACAUCAUAGCACUAGAAUCCAACAGAUGUGUCCCACAAUAGAGUAGACCUUUCAAUAUGUGUCAUUGGUAAUGAGGAUGCAGAGCUUGAUUUAACGUAAUCUUUAUUUUUAUGACAUUAGAAAUUACAUGUUGAAAAAUGGUGAAUGGAUGAAAUGAGUGGCUAUUCUAAAAACACAAAUGUGACACUCUGUUAAGACAAUUAAGAAAACUCAA